GGGGGCUCAUCACCACCAACGACCUCCUGUUCCAUCCCUUCAGCAACCCCAGCCGUUCCCUGAGCUUCUCGCCGGUGCUGGAGUCGCAUUCCGGCACCUACCGCUGCGACGUGCAGGUGCUGAGCUCCUUCCAGCUCGUCAAGAGGAUCUACUUCGGCCUCAGGGUGAUCCCCAGGGAUCUGGUGAAUCUGGACUUCGAGAAAUCCCUGACUUGGGAGCAGCAGCUGGCGGCCAAAGGGUUGGAAGUGCCGGAAAACGCCACGGGGCCCCGGGAGCGGCGGGAGCGUUUUUGGGAGAAGCAGUGGUUUUCCGAGGUCGUGCUGGGAAUUGGGAGCGGGGUGAUCAUGGGGACUGUGUUCGGCCUCGGGCUCUGCUGCCUGGGCAGGGUUUGUGGGAAAAGAGCAGCACGAGAAAUGAACGGAGAUUGACGCAAUUCCCCGGCUUUGGCUCUUUGUUAG
This is a messenger RNA of Zonotrichia albicollis (white-throated sparrow), 458 nucleotides long. It is a transcript of the gene TMEM81, whose product is annotated as transmembrane protein 81. NCBI's taxonomy places the organism in Eukaryota, Metazoa, Chordata, Aves, Passeriformes, Passerellidae. The record is from RefSeq and is a predicted model, not a curated record.